Molecule: messenger RNA, 438 nt
Organism: Camellia sinensis
Lineage: Eukaryota; Viridiplantae; Streptophyta; Magnoliopsida; Ericales; Theaceae
Source: RefSeq, a predicted model, not a curated record
AUGGAGCGACUGGACAGAACCAUGAGCAAUGACAAAUGGAGAGCCCUUUUUCCAGAAGGCACUGUGAGGACUCUACCCCGCACCUACUCAGACCACUCUCCUUUGGUGGUUCUUACCCAAGGUAUGCACUCCUCUAAUCCUAAAAACAGGCCUUUUAGAUUUGAAGCUGCAUGGCUUUGUCAUCCGAAUUUUUCUGAUGUUGUCUUAAAUUCUUGGGCUAAUAUGAACUUUAGUCUUAUGGAAGCUAUUAAAGAGUUUACCAGUAAUGUGCAAACUUGGAAUAAGGAAGUCUUUGGGAAUGUCUAUAGACGUAAAAGAUUUCUCCUAGCUCGUAUAGAAGGCAUCCAAAAAUUCCAAACCCAUAACUAUUCCCAUAAUCUUUUCCUGCUUGAACAAGAUCUCAUCAAACAAUAUAAUUCCACUCUUUUUCAGGAAUAA